This is a messenger RNA of Paraglomus brasilianum, 1045 nucleotides long. The record is from the annotation of a GenBank genome assembly. NCBI's taxonomy places the organism in Eukaryota, Fungi, Glomeromycota, Glomeromycetes, Paraglomerales, Paraglomeraceae.
AUGCAGCAAAACCAAACUGAAGUUGAAACUUUCCAAAUGUUCCUACCGGCUGGCGUGACAGCGACCAUUUCGGGCUCAACAAUUAGUUCAUCAUACGUCACCACCACCUACGCGGUGACGAAAUUGCAGCCAUCCAACACGAGGGAGGUAUCUCCCUCAGAAAAACAUCCCUUCGCCGACCAUCCGGGUAUAGGCGCUCUCUUAAAAGACAUAAUCAGUAAGCCUUAUCAUUAUUACGAAACAGACGAUAUUUCAUCACUCCUAUCCGACAAUAAUAAACAAAAAACCUCUGAAAACACAUCUAACUCUAACGCCAAUGCCAGCGCUUACGACUCAUCGUCAAUACCGCGAGACGAACUAUCAGAAGAAGAAGAAGACUUUAGUGAUGAUUCAAUAACGGAUAGCCCCGAAGUUGACUCGCUUCAUCCUUCUAUACAUACAUCAGAAGAAUAUGUUAGCGAUGAAUCAACAGAAGAAUACUUUAGUGAUAAUCUGGAAGUUGACUCGCCACAUCCUUCUCUACAUACAUCAGAAGAAGAACACUCCAGUGACGAAUCAACACGAGAUAAUCUGGAAGUUGACUCGUCUUAUCCAGAAGAACAAUUUAGUAAUGAUAAUCUGGAAGUUGAUUCACCUUAUCCUUCUCUACAUGCACCAGAAGAAGAAGACGACUUUAGAGAUCAGCAACCACAAGAUAAUCUUGAGGUUGACUCGCCAACAUUAACAGACGAUUCUGUUUCAACUCAGUCGCUUCUGCUAUCUACAAAUCGUAUAUCACUCGCACCAGAAAUGCACAAUGCUGUCAUUGAUAGCAAUCUAUCAAUGACGUCGAGUCCUGCCAAUCAUUGGUAUAGCCCAAUGAAUACAACGACAUCGAUGAAUGAAUCUACCUCAUUCAAUCCGCCACCAGCUGAUAUCAUUGACGGCAGUCCAUCAAUGACAUCGAAUCCUGCCAAUCAUUGGGACAGCCCAAUGAAUACAACGACAUCGAUGAAUGCUCCUACUUCACAAUUCAGUCCACCGCCAGCUACUAUCAUUGACGGCA